AUGUCCAACAAGAGCUCAGGAACCAAAUUUCUCCUCCUGGCAUUUGCAGACAGACGGGAGCUGCAGCUCCUGCACUUCUGGCUCUUCCUGGGCAUCUACCUGGCUGCCCUCCUGGGCAACGGCCUCAUCAUCACAGCCAUCGCCUGCGACCACCACCUCCACACCCCCAUGUACUUCUUCCUCCUCAACCUCUCCCUCCUCGACCUGGGCUCCAUCUCCACCACUGUUCCCAAAGCCAUGGCCAAUUCCCUCUGGGACACCAGGGACAUCUCCUAUGCAGGAUGUGCUGCACAGGUCUAUUUCUUCUUUUUCUGUGCUUCAACAGAGUUGUAUCUUCUCACCAUCAUGGCCUAUGACCGCUACGUUGCCAUCUGCCAACCCCUGCACUACGGGACCCUCCUGGACAACAGAGCUUGUGUCCACAUGGCAGCAGCUGCCUGGGGCACUGGGUUGCUCAAUUCUCUCCUGCACACUGCCAACACAUUUUCCCUACCACUCUGCAAUGGCAACAGCCUGGACCAGUUCUUCUGUGAAAUCCCGCAUAUCCUCAAGCUCUCCUGCUCAGGUUCCUACCUCAGGGAAGUUGGGAUUCUUGUUGUUGCUGUCUGUUUUUCAUUUGUUUGCUUUGUUUUCAUCAUUUUGUCAUAUGCGCUGAUCUUCCGUGUGGUGCUGAGGAUCCCCUCUGAGCAAGGACGGCACAAAGCCUUCUCCACGUGCCUACCUCAUCUGGCUGUGGUCUCCCUGUUUAUCAGCACUGCCAUCUUUGCCUACCUGAAGCCGCCCUCCAUCUCCUCCCCAUCCCUGGACCUGGUGGUGUCAUUUCUGUACUCGGUGGUGCCUCCAGCAGUGAACCCCCUCAUCUACAGCAUGAGGAACCAGGAGAUCAAAGAGGCACUGUGGAAACUGAUGACUGGAUGA
Molecule: messenger RNA, 918 nt
Organism: Tyto alba (common barn owl)
Lineage: Eukaryota; Metazoa; Chordata; Aves; Strigiformes; Tytonidae
Product: olfactory receptor 14J1-like
Exons: 1
Coding region: 1-918 (305 amino acids)
Biological process (GO): G protein-coupled receptor signaling pathway
Cellular component (GO): membrane
Molecular function (GO): G protein-coupled receptor activity; olfactory receptor activity
Source: RefSeq, a predicted model, not a curated record